AUGUUCGCACCACUUGGCUGUGGCAUUCAAACUGGUGCUGGGACAAUCACUGAACUCACUAAUGCAAAGCCCUCGGACAAGAUCGCGGUGAUCGGGCUUGGUGCAGUAGGGCAGGCGGCUAUUAUGGGUGCCAAAGUUAAAGGCUGUCGAACUAUUAUUGCAAUAGAUCGGAUCGCGUCGCGGCUGGAACUAGCGAAAAGCUUCGGCGCAACCCAUGUUAUAAAUACGUCACUCCUGACAGAAGGUCUGGUCAAGGAGAUCAAGAACGUCACUGGAGGCACAGGAACUACAAUCACGGUGGACGCAACAGGUGUUGUGUCUCUCAUCCAAGAGGGUGUCGAAUUCACAGCCAACCAGGGGAAAUUCAUUCUUCUGGGCGUCCCCCCGAUGGAUGCAGGUCUGGAGAUAUCGCUAAUGCGAUACAUGUUUUCUGGAAAGUCGAUUCUGGGGUCGAUGGAAGGCAGCGUGUACCCGGAGGAGUACAUUCCCAGUAUGAUCAGGUGGUACAGGGCAGGGCGUUUCCCCGUGGAUAAGUUGGUCAAGUUCUACUCAGCCAAGGACUUCCGAAAAGCAGUGAAGGACAUGGAGGAGGGCGUUGUUAUAAAACCGGUUCUCAUUUGGUGA
Messenger RNA from Diaporthe citri, 624 nucleotides. RefSeq lists its product as uncharacterized. NCBI's taxonomy places the organism in Eukaryota, Fungi, Ascomycota, Sordariomycetes, Diaporthales, Diaporthaceae. The record is from RefSeq and is a predicted model, not a curated record. The coding region runs from base 1 to 624 and encodes 207 amino acids. The transcript has 4 exons.